AUGCUGAUCCCGACCCUCGCCGCUAUCGAGGACUCCAACCCCGAUGUCUACGUCCGAAUCGAUGGCAACCUUGACGCCAACAAGCCUGUCGAUGCAAACGAGCCCGAUACCGAGCCUGUUAUCGAAGCUCCCCCUCCGAUGCCCAUCACCAGCAAACUACGCACCACGAUUCAGCACCUCCGUGCCCGUGCCGGUUUCCUCUCCCGCUUCCGUGGCUUGAGCAUGCUCGUCACUUAUGGUCUUGCACAAGGGCUGGUCUUUUCCAUGAUGCCGUUCUCUAUCAACGCAUUCUUCUCUCAGUUUGUUGUCGGCAUGAUCUGCAGCGUUGCAUUGGCGAACCUGCAGUUGGCGUGGGUUCACAUUGUUAUCUCCGAGCCUUCUCCCAAACGUUUCUACCAGCGGAUCCCCGGUUUCGAUGCCUGGAAGAAGAUCGCUCCUGUUGUUGCUUUUGAACACGCCGUUACCAAUGCCGCAUACUACAUUCCCCUGAUCCUGAUCAGCGCUUGCAACGGCUUCAAGAACAUUGAGAACCCCUCCGGCGGUGACUCCCCAGCCAAAACUCUCGCCGGCGCAGCUACGCUCGUCUCCCUGCCAGCUCUUCUCUCUUUCGUGGUGUCUAUUCCCGCCCGGGCCAUCUUCAUCCGCGUGGCUGCGUCUAUGCUCCCUGAGGAGGAUGAGUCGAUUGUGCCUUUCGACCGUUCCUUUGGCGGCAAGGUCUCUCCCGCCAUUGUCGGCGGCAGCGGCAAGCUGAGCAUCAUGGAUGCUUGGAAGACUUUCGACCGGCCUGCUCUGGUCCGCUUCGUCAAGGCCAUCGGCAAAGGUUUCGCUAUCGAGGUUGCCGUGGCUGCAUUCUUCACCACUCUGCUGGUUGCGCAGGUUUGGGCUGGAGCGGUCACCUAUGGCUUCGCUGGAAACAACGCUUAA
Aspergillus luchuensis is the source of this 924-nucleotide messenger RNA. RefSeq lists its product as uncharacterized. Lineage: Eukaryota; Fungi; Ascomycota; Eurotiomycetes; Eurotiales; Aspergillaceae. The transcript has a single exon. The coding region runs from base 1 to 924 and encodes 307 amino acids. The record is from RefSeq and is a predicted model, not a curated record.